Messenger RNA from Pseudogymnoascus verrucosus, 3461 nucleotides. It is a transcript of the gene SEC24, whose product is annotated as COPII subunit. The record is from RefSeq and is a predicted model, not a curated record. The transcript has 3 exons. Gene Ontology annotation, biological process: endoplasmic reticulum to Golgi vesicle-mediated transport; COPII-coated vesicle cargo loading; intracellular protein transport. The coding region runs from base 262 to 3093 and encodes 943 amino acids. Gene Ontology annotation, cellular component: endoplasmic reticulum exit site; COPII vesicle coat. Lineage: Eukaryota; Fungi; Ascomycota; Leotiomycetes; Thelebolales; Thelebolaceae. Gene Ontology annotation, molecular function: SNARE binding; zinc ion binding.
CGCGCCAGGAAUGGGGAGCUACUCGGGACAGCUUCAUACCACGUACACUCAUAUCAAUCUAGGCUCAUAGGUGACAGCGAACCCAAUCUUGCAAAGCUACAGCUUGUUAAAGUCCCUGGGCGGCCUUUGCACAGCAUAUUCGCAUUUAAAAGUGGUUGCAGAGUCUCAUUAUCCACCUGUCUGCCCGCUUGACGACACCAAUACAUUCGCGCCCACGACGUCUAGACCGGUGACAAAAAGGAACCCAACUCGACCUCAGCCAUGUCGGCCCCUCAAGAAGGUUAUCCACCGCAAGGUUAUCCGCAACAGGAGCAAUAUGGGGAGCAGCAACCACAACCUGGCUUCGGAGCUGCUGCACCACCUCCGGCCGAGGAGCACCAUGACGGCCAUGGCAAGAAAAAGAAGAGAGGAUACGCUGCGCAAGCAUACGAUUUUGGCGCUGGCGGUAACGCAGCUCUAGGAGGGCAACCGCCAAACCCAGAAAACUUUGCUCCAGUUGGCGCCCCAGCUUAUGGUGGUUACCCUGCUGCUGCCGAGCAGCCAGCUUAUACUGGGAACCAGCCAUACACCGACGCCCCUCAACCGUCAACUUUUGGCCAGUCUGCCCUCGGCGGCCUUGGAGGAUACCAGGCACCACAACAACCAGCUGGGUACCCGGCACCUGGAGCCCCUCCCGGUGGUGAUGUUGGAGGUAUCACGCAGGGAAUGGGCCAGAUGGGAAUUGCGCCUCAAGCUGCUGCGCCAGGCGCUGGAGGUGCACCGAGGGUUGCCCUGAACCAGCUAUAUCCCACCGAUCUUUUAAACCAGCCAUUUAAUGUUGCUGAAAUUGAGCUGCCUCCGCCACCAAUUAUCCUCCCACCAAAUUCGAGCGUCACACCGUCACCGGACGCAAACAGCUCCCACAAAUACGUGCGAUCUACCCUCAAUGCAGUUCCAACAACCAACAAUCUCUUAAAAAAGUCGAAGCUUCCAUUUGCCCUCGUCAUUCAGCCAUACACUUCCUUACAUGAUGCGGACGACCCAGUUCCAGUUAUCCAAGAUCAGAUCAUUUCUCGUUGCCGAAGAUGUAGGACGUAUAUCAACCCCUAUGUUACUUUCCUCGACCAUGGACACAGAUGGCGCUGUAACAUGUGCAAUCUGACCAACGAUGUCCCACAGGGAUUUGAUUGGGAUGCUGCAACACAGCAGAGUGUAGACAGGUGGCAGAGAGCCGAACUGAACCACGCCGUUGUCGAAUUCGUGGCUCCACAAGAGUACAUGGUUAGGCCACCGCAGCCUCUGGUGUACCUCUUCCUCUUCGACGUAAGCUAUAACGCUGUGAACAAUGGCCUCUUGGCUACCAGCGCACGCACAAUCCUCGACAGCCUCAACAGGAUACCCAACGCCGACCGCAGGACGCGCCUCGGCUUCAUGGCUGUGGACUCGAGCUUGCACUACUUCACAAUUCCAAAGGAUACCGAAGAGAACGGAGAGACAAAUAUGCUUGUGGUUAGCGACUUGGAUGAGCCGUUUUUGCCAAUCCCCCAAGAGUUGCUGGUACCCCUGUCGGAGUGCAGGACAAAUAUCGAGGCAUUCCUCACCAAAUUACCGAGCAUGUUCCAGAACAACGUAAUCACCACAUCGUGCAUGGGAUCGGCAUUGCGCGCCGGUCACAAGCUUAUUUCACCGCUUGGUGGCAAGCUUGUGGUACUGACGGCUACGCUGCCCAAUGUUGGCUAUGGAAAGCUCGACUUGCGUGAAGAUCCAAAGGCUCUCGGAACCAGCAAGGAAGGCGCCCUGUUGCAAACCCAAAACAGCUUUUAUAAAAGCUUUGCUGUCGAGUGUUCCAAGAACCAGGUUUCCAUCGACAUGUUCCUCUUUUCUUCACAAUACCAGGAUGUGGCAUCGCUGAGCAACCUGCCCCGAUACACCGGAGGGCAAACCUACUUCUACCCAGGAUGGAGCGCUGUGAGAAGCGAAGAUGCUAUCAAAUUUGCCUCGGAGUUCAGCGACUACCUCUCUUCUGAAAUCGGUUUGGAGGCCGUUCUACGUGUCCGUGCGACCACUGGACUGAGAAUGAAUACCUUCUACGGCAACUUCUUCAACCGCAGCUCUGAUCUGUGCGCGUUCCCAGCGUUCCCUCGUGACCAGGCAUAUGUCGUUGAGGUCGCUAUUGACGAAACCCUCACGAAGAACUUCAUCUGUAUGCAGGCCGCUGUGCUCCAUACAACGAGCAAUGGGGAGCGCAGAAUUAGGGUCAUGACACUGUCUCUCCCUACGACAACAAUCCUAGCCGAUCUCUACGCGUCAGCGGAUCAAUGUGCGAUCACUACUUACUUCAGUCACAAGGCAGUCGAACGCGCCCUUAGCAACGGCCUGGAGUCCGCGCGUGAAUCCCUGCAGUCGAAGCUCAUUGAGCUCCUCCAAACGUUCAAGAAAGAGCUUGCUGGAGGAAACAUGGGUGGUGGCGGUCUUCAAUUCCCAGCUAACCUCCGCGGCCUCCCUACUCUUUUCCUGGGACUGAUUAAGAACCUCGGUCUACGAAAGUCGGCCCAGAUUCCGUCCGAUCUUCGUUCUGCCGCCCUUUGCCUGCUCUCCACGCUGCCAUUACCGCUGAUGAUGCAGUACAUCUACCCACGCCUUUACUCUUUGCACGACAUGCCCGAUAAUGUCGGUAUCCCAGACCCAGAGACCAGCGAGAUUGUCCUCCCGGCUCCGCUCAACCUCUCUUCCGAGCGCCUCGUUCCAUAUGGUCUAUAUCUUAUCACCGAUGGCCAAACUCAAUUCCUGUGGGUUGGCCGCGAUGCUGUACCGCAGCUCCUGGAAGACGUCUUUGGCGUGCCUGAUAGGACACAAGUCAAGGUCGGCAAAGCAUCACUGCCAGAGCUAGACAAUGACUUCAAUGAGCGCAUUAGAGCUGUCAUGCUGAAGUGCAAGGAUUACAGAUCCAGGGGUGUUGGAAGCAUAAUCCAGCCACACCUAUAUAUCGUCAAGGAGGAUGGAGACCCAAGCUUGAAGCUGUGGGCGCAGACAAUGUUGCUGGAGGACAGGGCAGACCAGGGGAUGAGCUUCCAGCAGUGGAUGGGGACACUGAGAGAGAAGGUUAUGCAAUAAGUGCUAAAGCACACAAUGACUCGAAAGCGAAAUAUACGACGGUGGCCACUGAUGAUGAAAUGAGCGUGCUCUAGUGGGCAGGCGGGGUAUGAAGGAAAUAACGAUACGUUGAUAGCAAUUUUGAUAGGGGAGCAAAGAGUUUACGUAUAGACUGAGUGUGAAGAGAAGCACUGUUGAUUAAUAUACAUCGUCCAGUAGCUGAGCCUCUAGCAUUAUAUCUUCUGCAAUUUGGAGUCUAUUGAUGGAUGCACUUCAUGUUAAAACCUAGUUACAGUAGCAACGUGUAACUUUCUAGCGAAUAAAAAAUGUCAAACAACACGGAAUAAGUCAUAUAACAUGACAAUCUAUCCACUAUUUCCAAAUCCAAG